AUCCAGUGAUAUCCAUAAGGGUGCAGUUCAGCACAGUACCAGCCUGAUGAUGAACGCAUCCAUGCACGCUAAUGACUCAGUUUUUCUUCCGGAGCUGUUCUAUCGACACUCAGCUGCAAUGACUGCUGUCUACUGCAUUGCGUAUCUUCUGGUCUUCGCUAUUGGAAUUGUUGGCAAUUUCUUUGUAAUCGCGGUGGUUUUUCGGUCGCCGCGUAUGCGAACCGUCACCAACUUCUUCAUUGUUAAUUUGGCUGUUGCUGAUAUUUUGGUGAUUGUCUUCUGUCUGCCUGCGACUCUGAUGUCCAACAUUUUCGUCCCCUGGAUGCUCGGCUGGUGGAUGUGCAAAACUGUGCCCUACGUGCAAGGAGUUUCUGUCGCUGCUUCCGUCUAUAGUUUAGUGGCUGUGUCGCUAGAUAGGUUCCUGGCGAUUUGGUGGCCGCUGAAGUGCCAAAUCACCAAAGGCCGCGCCCGGAUCAUGAUCAUGCUGAUCUGGUGCGUCUCCCUCACCAUAACCGUUCCGUGGGCGAUUGUCUUCGACAUGGUGCGCAUCUAUAGCGACGUGCCCGAAGUGCAGCUCUGCAUGGAGGUCUGGACUGAUCCAAUCGACGGCUCCUUCUACUUCCUGAUGGUGAAUUUCGGCUUCGGCUACAUUCUGCCGAUGAUUCUCAUCACCAUGUGCUACGUGCUGAUCUACAUCAAGGUGUGGAAGCGCCACAUUCCCACCGACACAAAGGACGCCCAGAUGGAACGGAUGCAGCAGAAGUCCAAAGUGAAAGUGGUGAAGAUGCUGGUGGCUGUCGUUAUUCUGUUUGUGAUUUCCUGGCUGCCGCUCUACGCGAUUUUUGCCCGGAUCAAGCUGGGCGGAGAGAUCGAGCAAUGGGAGGAGGAUAUUCUGCCGAUCGCCACGCCCAUCGCCCAAUGGCUGGGCGCCUCCAACUCCUGCAUUAACCCGAUUUUGUAUGCGUUCUUCAACAAGAAGUACCGCAAAGGGUUCGUGCAGAUCAUCAAAAGCCGCAAAUGCUGCGGCAGGCUGCGCUACUACGAAACCGUAGCCAUGAUGUCCUCCUCCACCAGCAUGCGGAAAUCUUCGCACUUUUACAACAACAAUUCCUCGAAAAAAGGCCCACCGAUUACCGAUACCACUGUUUCGUACAUAUCGAACAACACCGGGGUUUAAGCUCUGGAAACGAGCUCCCUUUUGCUGAUUAUCCUCCUCAGGAACAGCCGGAUUUUUGCGGAGAACCGAUCGCCUACGAUGGAAGGAGCAUGGCCCCUGGACUGACAGCCUAAGAGAUCCAAUCUAUUCAGGCCAGUUAGGAUUUUAUGACUAGUACAUGUAUUGUAUUGUGAUCGCACUCACAAAUGAACAUUGGCAGAAACAAGAGAACAUAUUUUCUAUAACUUUUUCGCUAGAGGAAAUAGCUUUUGGUAAUUUUAAGCUUUAACAAUAAUGUACAGAUUUAUGUUAGGGCGUGUUCAGGCUUGGACCGCUUGUUCUAAGUGAAAUGAACCGACUGGAACCCGGAAAAGUGUGCUGUUUGCUUUCAUCUAGAGCAAGCUCUUCAUUCUGAUAAUUUGAGGGAACGCCGCUGUACCGGGUGGUUUCCAUCAAGAUUCUCAACAGAUUUUACAGUGACAUGAUUAGGUUUACAGUGACAUGAUCAUCUUCACUUUUACAGCGUCUACGAAUUCUUCAUCAGUAUCUUCUUCAUACUUCACCGUUGCUUGGAAAGUUUCCUCGUUUUCCUCAGCUCUUUUGUCAAAGUUUUCUUUGCUUUCCAUGGAUCAAUCAGUUUAAAUGUGUCAUUGGCUAGUCCUGUAAGCAGCGUAGAACACGCUGAUCUUGAGCUGCUCUAUUUAAAAAGUCUGUGGGGUCCAGUUC
This is a messenger RNA of Dendroctonus ponderosae (mountain pine beetle), 1882 nucleotides long. RefSeq names its product neuropeptide SIFamide receptor. Gene Ontology annotation, cellular component: membrane. The coding region runs from base 47 to 1177 and encodes 376 amino acids. Lineage: Eukaryota; Metazoa; Arthropoda; Insecta; Coleoptera; Curculionidae. The transcript is spliced from 3 exons. Gene Ontology annotation, molecular function: neuropeptide Y receptor activity; peptide binding. The record is from RefSeq and is a predicted model, not a curated record. Gene Ontology annotation, biological process: G protein-coupled receptor signaling pathway.